This is a messenger RNA of Pocillopora meandrina, 19697 nucleotides long. The record is from the annotation of a GenBank genome assembly. Lineage: Eukaryota; Metazoa; Cnidaria; Anthozoa; Scleractinia; Pocilloporidae.
CAACCGGGCUGCAUUGAAUUUAUCUUAGAGUAGAUAUCGCUCACCGCAAGCUCUACUUUUUGAAUAGGAUACUAUAUAAACACUGUGGUCUCUAUGGCUUCCACUUCUACUUCGAUGGAUCGUAAAAUUUCUCGUAGUUGACAAAGAGGAAGGUAGCGCGGGAAAGGAAAGAAAACGCGUGAAAACGACGCCAUUUCCGAACCGAUCAUCGCUGACUAAGUUCUCUGAUUACAAGGUUGUGUUAAAGAACCUACUCGGCAAUCAUGAGUCACGCAGAUCCAGGGUGAGUUUAUGAAAGCCUCUACAUCCUGGUAUAAUUAUAUUUUGUAGAAAAAAAUUAAGUUUUUUUUCGUUUUGUCAAGAUCAACCUCAUCUGUGUUGUUUGACAGAGAAGCGAGUUCGGGUUGCUGUGAAAUCGAAUACUUGUAGAUUUAGUUGAGAUUGUAGGCCGAGAUUGACGGGGAUUAUCUAUUGAUAACAGCAGGGUCUUUUGGUGGGUAAUGAAAAAGAAAGUUACACAGAUGUGAUUCUUGAAUUUUGUUGCUCGGACGAGGAUCGUAGUUUCUUGAGGUCUUUUAAAACAUGUCAGUUAAACACACUGCUUUUGCAGCGUGAAGCUUAAGGUUGCGACUUUUCAUGAUUCACCGCUUGUCUUGAUUACAAUGUGCUCUUGCUUCUGUCAAGUAAUAACCAAACGUAAGCUAAUCAUGGAUUAACUGCUAGCAACUUGGUGAUCCUUUCGAUCACAGAAAUCGUCGUUGCCACCAAAUGAAUUUUAAGGGCAUUGUUUUUAAACGCGUUUUUUGCAAUUAAUUCCUGAAUCUUCCUUGCCGAAUGAAGUACUCUCACCUAACUAAAGAAAACACAUUUAGUCUUCCAGCUGCGGAAUAAUAUAAUGAGGUGAUUUUAAACUGUUGGUGGGCAAAUUUCUAUACCUGUUAUUGCAAAUGCAUAUAUGCGCUUAAUUGCUCACUCAUGUAAUUGUGUGGUAUAUUUUGCAAUUAAUGCUCAAACUUUGAAUAACCAACACACUUUACUUAAUAGAGCCGAAGGAAAGAGCCAUAGGGUAUGCGGUGUGUAUAGGCCAAGGGUGUUAUGAAAACUUUUAUAAUCUUCCAUCCAUUUUAAUUGUCUAAUUGUUUGUGUAGUAUUUCACCCAUCUGAUCAUUAGUCAAUGUUCACUUGCAAUUUUCUGCUUUUAACAUUGCAAGAUGGUUUAUGUUAUUGUCAAAAACUUGUAGUUUCCUAAAAAAAUAUUUUAAUUGAUGUUUCCUGUGCUCACUAAAAUUGAAAAAAAAAAGUAUCAAGCAGCGUUUAUUUCACGCCAUGAAAUAAAUGUUAGUCAGAUUCACAAGUCCGUUGAGUAUUUAUUUUGAUUUGUGAAUGACGAGUUUUGCUUACCCUGCAUGUUGGGACAUAAUUUUAAGGCAUAAUUUCCUCAAGGAAUAUUUUAAUUGAUCUUUCCUGAGUUCAAGUAACAUUUAUUUCACCUUGUGAAAUGUUAGUCAGAUUCACAAGUCAGUUGCAUAGUUAUUUUGAUUUGAGUGAGGAGUUUUGCUUUCCCUGCAUGUUGGGACAUAAUUUUAAGCCAUAUUUAUUUCAAGUUGAAUCUAUACACAAGACUAAAUGGAUCAUUCACAAUAAUGUUUGCAUACCAAUAAUUUGGGUUCAGAUAAUUGAGUACAUGAAUUGAAAAUUAAUCCCUAAACUCUCUUUUUUGUGCAUUAUGCACUGUGUUGAUCUUUAUUUAUUAUUAUUGCUAAAUCCCUAUUGUUGUUUUGGUAUAGUAUGAUAAUAUCAAUGUUGUCAUUUGGUUAGAGUUUGUCAAAUCAGUUCAAUUUUAACUUUUAACAAUGAUCUGCAAUAAAAGAAAACACAGAUUUAUGGCCAGAUUUCAAAAAUCUUAAACUGGCAAAAAUUUGAACCACUUCAUGUGCACAAUCAUAUUAUUCCCACCCUCCUACGUACUUCAUUGUAAUUUUUAUUCCAGAGGGUGAACUGUUAAAACAAAAGCAAAAAAACAAGAAAACAGGGGUGAGAGAGAGAAAAGGACCUUGAGAAUUUCAAAUUUUGUGAAAACACAGUCACUCAGCCCUCUUAGAAGUUACAAUGGUUUUAAUUAGUUAUUUAACCUUAAACCUCAUGGAGCAUCUAAUUUCUCCAAACAGUAAUCACCCAAAACAAACAUAAAGGUCACGAGAAUAAAGAAAAUGAAUGUGAACUUAAGAAGCUCUUAAAAGUUAGUUUGACUUUCUUUGUAAUAACCAUAAGAAGGUAUAACAAACAGUAUGGAUAUUUUACAUUCUGAUGUUAGGCUGUGAAUGAGUUAAACAAAAAUUGACCCUUUCACUUCCAGGAUCUAUUUAGUAAUUCUCCUAACUAUCUGCCAAACAAUUCUUAUGAUGUUAGUUCAGAGAAUUUGGUAUCGGAUCAACUAAUAAUCCCAUAAUUGAUAUUCUUCUCUAUUCUCAUCACCUGCCUGCUUGAUAUUGUAUUGAUAUUGUAAGGAGAAAUUCUGUCUUGGUCACUUGUGGGAGUGAAAGGGUUAAAUAAAUUUAAAAAAAGGGAAUAGGAAAUUGAGAUUUAAGAAGGAAUGACAUCUAACCUAAGUCAACAAAUUGUACAGUUCAUUAAGUGAAAUGAUCUUUAUUGUGUGUGGUUUUCAUUUCCAGUCCUUUAGCUGCCUAUAACAGCUUGCAAGACAAGCAUCUGGCUGGAUAUUUUUCAAACUCUCGUAUGAAGAAACACUUGCAGAAGUCAGGACUGGUAAGAACCAAAAAAACCAACUGAUCUGUUUCCUUAUUUUUUUUUCCCCAACAGGCUUAAAGAGAACUUUAAAGUUUGUUGCAGUCAAGUCAGUUGACACAUGCUUUAAAUUUUAUCUUUUUUUGUACAAUGAUAGUUAAAACUUACUUUUUGGAUAUAUUUUUUGAAUGUUUAAACUAGCUAAUUUAUAAACAACCUUCAAUUUACUAUACUUAUAGGACUGACAAUAAUAACGUUUCUCCUUGUGUUACUAGUGCAAUGGACUGGCAUAUCUCAUUUGUUAAGCUGGCUAGGGAGAGUGGUGAUACUCCCAGUUACUUCAUGCUUAACCAUUUCACUCCUAAGAUCUCACUUGUUAUUCUCCUUACUGUCUGCCAUAUAUUUUUUUUUGGAAUGUUAGUUUGGAGAAUUUGUUAUUAGAUCAACUAAUAAUCCCCUAACUGAUAUUCUUCUUCAUUCUCAUCACUUGUUUGCUUGAUACUGUAUUGAUAUUGUAAGGAGAAAUUCUGUCUUGGUCACUCAUGGGAGUUAAAGGGUAAAAAGAACUGGGAUAAGCUCAGACUGCCUACAUGGGCCACUUGGUUUUAAAGUACAGUCCCUAAUACCUUCUGACAUGUAUGGUGCUAAUUCUCUAAAUGAAGUUUUGGAUGGGGCAUGUUUAUAUAGAGUACCUCAUAACGCUUUUUUUUUGCUAUAUAUAUGACUCCUUAUAUAUUAUAACCCUGUGUUUCUGUACCAUUAGGUAACCAGAAAGGGGAAGAUAAUUGAUGAGAAGACAUACAGACUUAACAUGGCCAAGAAGGAACACAGGAAACAUGUGCGUGAUCUCCUAGCAACUGCUAUUGUGCACAAGACAUUGGAUAUGGAGGUGAACAUUCCUGUUUCACAAUGAUAGUCAUGAAACAGUCAGUGGGGUGACAUGUAGCCUACAGAGCAGACAUAAGUUUGGCAAGCAAGUGCUCAGUAUUCUCUAAACAAAAGUUAUGGCCACCAUCUUUGAUUUUAAUGGCAGUGGAAGGCUGGGGAGAGAAAUAAAUUUGUACCAAGAGGGCAGUCAACGGUUUAAAAUAAGGAGAGGGGUAGGGGAGUGAAGAAAAUAGCCCUUUCCCUCCCCCAGCAUCCACUCUAACUCCAACUCAAACAAUUGGCUGGUUAGAUAAACGAUCGUGAGCUAAUAUAAAGUUAACUUGCCCAAAUUAAAGACACCCACACUGCAGGCAAGGUGACAUAAGAUAAUUUGUGGAUAGUAAGUAAGCAAUUGGUAGAAAAGAUAUAUCUAGUUUUGUUGUUUUUUCUUCUGAUUCAUUGCUAGUUUAACUUAGGUGUUUGCAAAGGAGAAGAAAUGAUUUGGUUUCAGCUAAAGUAUUUUUAGGUUGCAAUGAGUGUGAAGGGUUUUUACUUUUUUGCAUAUGUUGAAUGUUAUACUUUUUUUUCACUUUGCAGAGGGUUCGUCAGUAUGAGAUAAGAAAGAGACUGGAUGAAAUAUACAAAGUUGAGUUGGUCAGAAGAGUGAAGGUGAUUAUGAUUAAGAAUUUUAAAAAAAACACAUAUUUAAAAAAAGUGAUGUAUGAUAUUAAAAAGGGCAUGCCAAAUUUUUUUUAUCUUAAGGAAAUGAAUUGCUCAUUCACAUUUUUUUAAAAGUAUAAUAUUAUUCUUAGUAUAUACCAUACAAGUGAAAAGUGAUUUCGCGCAUACUGAUUGGCUAGUUCAGAAGUGAAUGACAAGUACUAUUCACCUCUGAGUGGCUCAUGAGACAAAAUUGCACAUCAAGAGUUUAAUUCCCGACCAUCUCUCAGUGUAUAUUGAAAGAAAUAAACUGACAUGUUUUGAUAUCUGGGUGGUAUAUUCUGAACUGCAAUAAUUCACCUUAGUGUCAGUGAAAGUGGUACAUGCUUUAAUUGAGCUGCAAAGUAUCAAGUUAAAUAUAACCCUGGCCUAUUCACUUCCACUUAGUUCAGAAUAACUGUUCUUUUAAUUUUUUAUGAUCAUAAAAUGCAUUCCUGGUUUUUUGCAUUUGGAAUUUGAAAUAUAAUAAUAUCUCUAAACCUUGCUUGAUUCUGUACUCUUAUUGCACUUGUCUUAAGAUAAAGUUAAAUCUUUUUUCAAUCCUAUUCUCUUACUCCUUCACAAUGUGCUUCUUCUUCUUUGCUUUAAAGACAGUGGAAACUAAGUUAAAGGUGAGAGUCUCUCUAAAAUAGUAACAUAUUAUAAACUUUAAUUUUUUUUUCUGAGUUCAUUAAAAAAAGGCUGGAGAUUAGAGCUUGCCAAAUGGUUGAUUAAAAAAAAAAUGUACUCAGUAGCUCUUUAAAAAGAAAUUAAUUAAAAUAAGCUUUUUACAAAUUCAUAGAAAUGUGCAUAGAGCAUUGACAGAGAGCAAAACUAAAUACAACUACUGUCACUGUAGGAAGUUAAUCAAUAUUUAUUUUCAUGUAAUGUAAAAUUUUUUUUUUAGGAUGGGCUACUAUCUUGACACAAUAGCUCUACUUGUGCAUAUAUGUAUUCAUCUAAAAAUCCAACUUUGGGAAUAAUUAUUGGUGAACAUAAUAGUCACAAAGUCUCACCUCUAUCAAUUUGUAUCUGCAUUCUGAAAAACACUGUCAAAUGCAUCAAAUAUUAGGACAUGCCUUUUAAUGUUAAUUCCCAGAGGUGAUUUUAAAACUUGUAACUUCUUCCUAUAGUAUCCAUGCAUUACCAGCAAACUGGUCAUGAGAGUAUACAUUUACACAUAUCAAGUAGAACUCUUUGUCUUGAUUUAACACCAAUUAUUCCUGCGCAACCGAUUUGCAAGAAAGAGUGCAGUAGCUAGAGGGGAGAAUUAACAAUCAGAUCAUAAGAGUUGAAGGGUUAAUCUAUACCUUGUUGAUCAAGAUACUCUGCAAUAAAGCAAAAGUGUCUUCAGGAAUGAAUUUUAUGAUUUAAUGUUCUUGUCAAGAUAGAAUGUUGAUGCCUUCUUUUGCCUUCAGCAGUAUGCUUUCAUUGCCAAUAACUUGGUUACCUAUUAAUCCUUUUGAGCUACAAUUUUUCAAAAUGAAUUAUAAAUGAUACUAAGUUUCUUGAAAAAAGUUUUAAAUCUCUCAAUGAAAAUUCCAAGACCUGUUAUAAUUUAUUAAUUUAUUUCUUCAUUUGUAGGAGGGAAGAAAUAGAAAAGGUGAUGAGGAUAUUCUUCCUCUUCUUUCUCCUCGAGAACGAACAGCUCGGCAAAUGGCUAAGGCACAACUGAGAGACAGGCCUUCCACAGCACCAGCUACAAUGACAGGCGGUGACGAAGAGGACCAAGGAGAUCUGAAACCUUCGGAGAUAUAUUAUGACAAUGAUACCCAGAAAAUAUACUACAGGGUAACAGUCUUGAUCUGCUAGAGAGUCUUUUGAGUUUUAGAUUUACAGUUUUAUAGCACUGGACAAAAUUAUUACAAUUUUCAUCAUGUGAUGCAUGCACUAAAUCAGUCCAUUUUUUCCACAUGAUCCAUUUGACACAUGUACAGAAUGGUCCAAAAUUAAAAAUCUUUGUAUAAGUCUGAUUAGAAAUGAUAGGGGUUAAGACUUUCUCAUGGCUGAUAUAGUAGUUAUCAGUUACCCAGCAGUUUUAAAACAGAUGUAUGCAAAUUUUGCAGAAUGAGUUUUUUUCACAUGCCUAAUUUAAUGUUGAGAUCUGUAUGUAGGGUGAAAUCAUACCAUCAGGUAAAUUGUUUCUGUAAAGUUUUGCAAGUCAAAUUAGUGAGAGAUAUCCUGUAUUUCAAAUAUCAGCUACUAGUUUUUGGAAUUCACUUCCCAAUGAAAUUAAGAAUAGCUCAAGUUUAGAAAUUUUAAAGAAGUCUUUAUAUAAGUAUUUUUUUGGAGUCCUAUAAAGAUGUUCAUCACUUAACUGUAGCUUGCAAUAGGCUAUUAUAUUUGAUUCUCAUAUAUUUUUUAUUAAUCCUUAAUAGAUAAUUCUCAUUUUAAUUGUUCAAUUACCUAGUCUUAAUCACUUCAUUAUUUAUAUGUAUUUGUGUUUAUUUUUAAUUUGUUUUUGAGGGCCACAAGUAUAUCAGAAUUUUAUACUGUCAAGUGUCACCCUUGAAAUAUAAAGUAGAUUAUUAUUAUUAUUAUUGUUAUUAUUAUUAUUUCAAAUACAUCUUGUUUCUAUGACACAGAGAUCAAGUGAACUGUGUUUAUAGAAGCACAAUGUACUUUGGAAAAAAAAAUUAAAUACAAAAUAGAUUUAACCUACUCCAAACUGUCUAAUUAAGAUAUUUCUUAUAUAAUAUACAUAGUGGAACCGAAUGAUGUGCUUACAAUUUGGUUUUGUUUGUUGCAAGGUUGAUUCAAAUCCAUCCGCCAUGAAUGGCUAUCUUAAAGAUGAGACAGAGGAACUUGGUCCAUCUCCAUACACCAGAGCAUAUCCUGCCACUUACCCAGCCCCAGCACCUCCCCCAACAGGAACACCACGGCGUUCCAGGACUGCUGGCUCUACAAGGAGAGGCGUAAAGCUUCAAAGGGUAUGUCAGAAAGCAAAUGGUGAUGACUGACAUUACCUUGCCAUUACCAAAAUUGUUUGUUGUGUUCUAGAAAAGAAGAACAUCUUGAAAACAGAGACAGUCCUUUAAUCAUGAAUUACACACACAGCAUAAUUUACUUCAACAACAAAAUAUAUAGAUAUGGGAAAGUUAUGUGAUAUAAUUUACAUGAUGAAAAGUGAUAGUACUGAAUGCUACAUAUAUGAGUGGAAGAAUUAACAACUUGUAAUUAACCCUAAGUUUGUGUUCUAUUUGCAAUUAAUACUACAUAGUUAUGAUCAUUAUACUUUUAAUUUAUCACCCUUUUGUAGUAUCAUUUCUUGGCCAGAACUGAACCAGCAGUUGCCCGCAGAGUACAGGUAUUGAAAUGCAUUCUAAUGUUUCAAGCCAUUUUUUUUCUGGUUUAAAAAUUUCAAAUCGGUGGAGGUUUAAUUUUUUUAGCAAGUUUGGAGUGGCCAUGGGCUCUUUUGCCUUUUUUUUUUUUUUCUCUUCACAACUUUGUUUCUUCAUCUACAAAUGUUUAGUGAGACAAAGUAGCAUUCAUGGAAAUAUGAUGUACCUAUCGAUGCCAUACAUUGUAUUUGUAAUCAAAUUUUGACUCACAAAAAUUGCUUCUUUGAAUGUAUAUACCACUGAAGACACAGACAUAAAGUUAUGGAAUGAUAAAUCUCUGUCUGUUUAAACUGACUGGGGAGAUCCAAGUAUGCAUUUUACUUUCAAUAAGGAAUGAAUUUUUUAACCCUUUAACUCCUGAGAUCUGAUUGGUAGUUCUCCUCUUUAGCUGCUACACAUACUUUUGAAUAACUUAUGAGAAUUUUGGUGUUAGAUCAAGACAACAACUUCUACCUGAUAAGUUUGAAUAUUAUCAUUAGCUGUUUGUUGGAUAAUGUAAGGAUAUUAUAGGGAGAAGUUUCAUGCUGAUCACUUCUAGGAGUUGAAGGGUUAGCAGCCCUGUCAGAAAGAAAGAGACACCUACAUGUAACCUAACAGGUGCCUGUUUCUUUGUUUAGCUUCAAUCCUUGGCAGAAGUGACAAUGAAGUUUGUUGGUCCCAGUCUGGUGCUCACCAACAGCAUGUUUCCAGAAGACAGAUUAUCGGAAGUAAUGGUUCUGCAGCAGCACUGUGGAGGAAGCACUUUGUGUGUUUUCAGAGAACUGUUGCCUCCAAACAGUAAGUUGUGUUAGAAGCAGUAUUACUUGUUCCUUAGGAAUGUGAACAUCUAAAGAGGUGUCACACCCCAAACAAGAACUUCUAUUAAUAUCCUUUUGCUUGUUUUUGUGUUGUUGUUUAUUAUUUUGUUGUUGUUUUUUUAUUUUGUUGUUGUUUUUUUGCUUUUUUUGUGAUGACAUUACACCUGUAUACUGUCAGUGAAAGAUAACAUUUUGAAUGAAAGUUUUGAAAUGGAACUUCUUCGUGGAAAUUGUUUCGUUGUCAACCAACUUGCCUCAACAAUUGUCUCACAGUUAUUCCAGUGUAUUCAUGUUCUUUUUUUUCGUUUUUCGGUCUUUGUUGUUUUUUUCUGAUGUCUUAUACUCCUAAUUUUAAGAUAUUUACAAGAAUUACUUUUACCUAUGAGUUUCUCCCAAUUUCAUUUCUUUCCUGUUUGAAUGCAUAUUUUUAUGCUUUCUUUUUUUCCUUUUUCUAGCGAUUUUUACCUUCAUCUCACGGCGUCACAGGGGUUCCCCCUUUGGUUUGACAUUUUACAUUGAUGGCAUGCAAGAUAUUCGACUCAGCUGUUGUUGUGAAUACAAACACAAACCUGGUCAUGUCUUGGGUGGUAGAAAUGGUCAUUUUCAGUUUGUUGUUGUUGAGGGAGCUGCACCCUGUUACAGGUAAAUUUUCAAUAAUGAAUGUUUACAUGCAUUCACUUCUCUCUGGCUCUGACUCUGUUCUUUAUUAUUGAUAAUGGUGAUAGGACUGAGUGGUGUUCAAUUCAGUCUGUAGUCGCACUCGUAAUUAACAAUUGGACUACUGCGAAACGGGAAUCCGACUUAUUAUGUACGAGUAAUUGAUUACAGACGGAAUUGAACAAUAGGAAGUCCUUUUACCAACUAAUCAUAACUAUCACAUAAUUAGAUAAAUAAACUAGCCAUCAGUUACUGCUUAUUGUGAAAUAUUUUCUCUUUCCUAAACAAAAUUUUUGCCAUAUGAGGAAGGAUUUUAUUAAGGUGGCAGUUGUAAAUUUGUAAUUAUUUCUGGCUUUACAGAUGUCAAGUUGCAUCAGCUCACAGAUAUUCCAAGAAGCAUAAGGCUGGUGGUGAAGCCGACAGAUCUAAAACUUUUAUGACUGAGGUAAAUUUAGUUUUUUUCUUGUUUUUCAUUUAUUUUUAUUAUUGUUUUGUUUGAAUCUGGGGCAUACACUGUAUGACUGUUUCUCAAUUUGCAGACAGCUUAUGAGCAGGAAGAGGAAGAACAAGGAGAGACAUUUGAUGUGAUAAUAACUAAGCUAAAACCUGAAUCAGAUGGUGAUCAAGUGGAUGGGGACGAGGAAAAAGGUAAAAAAGUUAGCAUGAUUGUAUUGUCAUUUAGCUAAGAAAGUGUUUUACCCUGGAUGUAAUUUAUUUCUCUCUGGUAUACGGUAGUCCGCUCAUAAGUACGUUGAUGACAGUCUCGACUCGAAACUCGAUUCUCGAUCCCAAAACCUUCGGGAAUCAAGUUUCGAGAAUCACGUAUCGAAGAUCGAAGAUCGAGAUUUGAGAAUCUGGAGUCGGGGACCGAGAAUUGAGGAUCGAGAAGCGAGGAUCAAAUAUCGAGACGUUCGAAGAGCUUAUCGAGGAUAUCGAUGCGCAUGUUCAGGGAAACAGUGUUAUGCUCUCACGCUUAACAAUGGCGUUGGACAAAGCGCUUGACAUGUAGCCUCUCAUUUUUUGAUACACAUGCAGCUUGAUCUUCCUUGAUUUACGUGUACCAGGUGUUAUCUUUCUGCGCAUUUUAGUGAACUUUCCAUGUUGCACCUAGGCAGACCAUGUCUAAUAGGCGCGAUUGUGAAGUAAACUAAGAAAUUCGAUUGCGCUAAGAGGUUUAAAUUAUUAUUGAUAGAUUAAAGUUAUUUGUAAAUGAAAAGUAAGGUAAAACAAGCUCUUAUAUGAAAACAUGAAAAAAGUCAGCCUAUAAUUCAAACGAUGGCAUCGUUAUUACUUGUUAAAUAUAAUUCUUUUAUCUAUCUGUUAUCUUACUGAAGAAGGAUGAAUUUUGAAUUAACUUUUAUAUUACAUUUCAAACAGCGGAUGUGCUAAUCUCUCUUUGGCAAAGCCUGUAAGGAACAAAUUGAAAAGUCAUCCUCUAAACGAAAGCUCUUACGUGGCAUGUAAAAUCAUAUAAGUAAUUUACAAUUAAGAGCAAUUUUCAAUUUAAUGUCCAAAGUAAUGAGGGAUUACAUUGGUUUUGCUUUACUUUGCUCUGUGACUGGUCCAGAAACUUGCGCCAGUCUCUCAACCAAUCAGAUGUAAAACUGAGCCCAAUUAUGACUAUAUCACCCGCGUUUUCCCGCGCUUAAGGCAGUAUGGCUGUUUUUACAUUGAGUUCUUAUCGGCCUUUACACGUAUUUCCCUUUCUUUCGAUUGACCGUUGUGAUGACUUUGGUUUUCGUUUAACGACGCUCCAUCGAAAAGCGUAUUUGAUUUUUGAUCUUCCCUGUAUUAAACACAGAUACACGUGCCUUCACGAUAAAAGUAUUUCCAACAAGAGGCUUUGUUGAAAUAAUAUCUUGUAAGUAAAUCAAACGGUAUUCAGGUAGGGCUAGAGGCAAGAGUCCGGAUUUUUUUAAGGAUUUAUGGAGUUAAACGGGCUUCGACAAUUUAUAUGACAAUGAACAUUUAAGGUUUUGUUGUUGUUGUUGUUGUUGUUGUUGUUUAUUGAUAAUGUUUAAAAACAAUGCAGCAGAUAGCCAAAAGGUUGGCCUAGAGCCGUGGUUAAUUUACGGCUUCAAAAGUUACUUCGCUAGGUACUUUUAUUUGAAAGAGAAAUAUGUAAGGAGACGAACCAGUUACAUUGUAUGGCAAAUAAAUGACCGUUCUGAAUGAGUUUGAAGGUGUUUCCAUACAAUUUCACCGCGGGAAUCUCUAUUAUUUAAACAGUUACAAGGAAGUGAAGCUUGUGCUAAAUGCAUUGACCGGUGUAAGGUUGAUAUUUUGCUGAUCUUAUAACGUGCAAUCACGUGUUAAAGCAAUUACAUUUUUUUUGUUUUUUUGUUUUUUUUUGGUUUUAAGAUGAAAAUAUUUCUUUUUUAAGUUAAAUUUUUUUUAAUUAUUAUCAUCACCCAUUAUUUAUUAAGACUACACAUGUAGGCUAGCCUUCAGAGAUGCUUUAUUGAUUAGACAAUGCCACACAUCAUGCAUUUUGUCAUUAAAAUCAAUCCGGCUUUGGCAGAAUUAAAACUUAAGAGCACAAAUAUUGCGUGGGUUCUCAUGCUGCCAGUGAAAAAUAGAUGUUGAUUAGAAUCGACGAAGUUGCAACCGUUUUGGCCAUCACCUAAGUGACGAUAUCGAAACAGUUAUUCUUACUAAAUUUCAGUCGGUUCAGUGGCUGUUGCAGAAUAAUCCUACGGUUUUUCAAAGAAGUUCUACUUUAAUAUUCACCUCUGGUUUUCUUUCUAAUUGACAGACGAAGGUGAAAUGGUAGACAGUAGUACCCAGACCCCUCGUGAUGAGAAUAACGCCAAGGACAAAGAAGAAUUGACAGUUGAAGAUGAGGAGAACACUAAAGAGAAUAAUCCAGGUAAGACAUCAAGGAAAGAAAUAGUUUUCUUUUUUGUGUCGGGGACUGGGCCUACCAUAUUUCAAUUGAAUGACAAACCGAAUAAGUUGAUUGACGACAGGAAAUGAUUUUUGUUAUUAUAUACAGUUCAAGAAAGGGGUAAUCUUUUGUGAGAAACACUGCUUGUGAUCGGAGAACGCCGCCUUUUACCGUGACAUUUUGAUUUACAAAAAAUAAAAUCUUUAAAAAUUCUACCUAUUGUUACAUUGCGCGAAUGCUAUCACCAGCGGCCGGAGAAUCCAGUAAAUUUUUUGAAGACGACGUUGAUUGAGUUUCUCGGAAUGAGCCUUGCUCCUUUUUCACUAAUUAGUCAGUUAGUAAAACGGAGCGAAAUAGCUCCGGCGGAACGAGAAAAAUGGGAGACUUGGGUCGGGUCGCGUAUGAAGGGGAGUUUGGGUCUUGAGUUCUUUACACGACUCGAUCCGACCCAAAUCUCUCUCAUUUUUUCAUUCCUCUGCUACUAUCGCGCCGUUUGCUAUCGUGUUUUGCGUUGUAAACGGAGCGCCUGGAACAGGUUAUAAGUAAUGUAAACGUCCUGUAUUGACAAGAACGUUUUUUUUUUUCGGUGACAGAUGAAGGUGGUGGCGAAGGUGAAGAAUCAGGAGCUGAUAAAUAUGAGAAUGAUGAGUUCGAGGAAUCCCCGGACAAGGAAGAAGACAACAAGGAAAAAAGUGACGCGAAACAAGAAACUGAUAAAGAAGAUGACAAAGAUGAUAAAGAUGGUAAAGAUGACGAAGAAUAUAAUGAAGACUUCGAGUCGGAUGGAGAGAAAGAGAAAAGCAAGUCUGAGAGUGAGGGUGAAGAGGAUGAAGACAGUGAAAAAGAAGAUGAUGAACCUGAAGAUGAUAUUCCAGAUGAAACAGAGGAAAAACAGGCAGCUGACACUGGAAAACGAGAGGAUGAUCCUGAAGAGAUUGAGGAUGAAACAGAGAAGGAAAACAAUCACGUAAGUGUUAAACAUUAACAGAAGAAACCAAUUGCCCGGUCUCCUCGACUUGUGCGUCCCAAAACCAAAAAACCCUAAGUAAUCAGGUAGGCUAAUCAGAACAAACAAAAUAUUUCAAGGAGCUCAAAAGAACUCAAAGGCAAAAGAAGCAAACUGCGGGAGCAUGUAUAUGUCAAAGUGCAGAUUUGUUCUGCAGCUGAUUGGCCAAGAGGGUGACGCGAAUUUUCUAAACUUACCACAGAGUGAUGGAAAGUAAACCAUGCAAUUACAUCCCAGAUUUCAGUACUUCCGACACACAGCCGAAAAGUGCUCAACUUACAAACAAUAAGCCAUGUACAUUUACCACGAGAGCCUCUGUAACGUAUCUGUUUGUGUUACAGAAACCGUGUAUUGUAGUGUACAGGAAUAAAUCAAUCUCAGAUAAACAUCUUUAGGAAGCAGGGUAAAUUUUCUCCUGGCUCGCAGAUAACCUAUGCUUGUCUAGGCGGGCCCGUUUAAAAAGUACUAAUUACAGACAAUUCGUAAUCAUAGAUGCAUACCUUGAAAUACGUUACGAUACAAUACAACUACUACUACUGCAGACAACUACUAACGGAUAAAACAAAUGAUAGAAAAAAAUUAAUAAUAAUAAUAAUAAUAAUAAUAUUGUGCAUUCGAAAACGUUGAAAAUAGUUAUUCCAAUAACAGUAAUAAUAAUAAUAAUGAUAAUAAUGAUAAAAGUGAUGACAACAAAGGUAGUAAUUGUAAUAAUGAUAAUAUUAAUAGUAAAUAUAAUAAUAUCGAUAAUAGCAAUAGUAAAAUGAAAUAAAAUAACUAGAAGUAAUCUGUAGAUCUAAUGCGAAAAGUGAAUUAAUAAAUCUAAAUAACAAAAGUAAACAAGAAUAAAAGAAUUAUAACAAAAAUAAAUCUAAAUGAAAUAAACUAUAUUAAGGCAAAGCUCCUUACUUGUUCUAAUAAGCACAAUAAAUUAAUAGAAACUGUUAUGUCGAUACAGCUAUGUUUCCGGGGAGGUGAGUCUAGCAAUCUGGAUUGCUUUAUCUUUUCUUUGUAAGAAAACAAUCGACAAUUUGAAAAUGGAAAGAGAAUGGAAAAUAACGAUACUGAUAAUAUUAACUAAAAGUAAGUUUAAAACAAAAUAAUGUUCCCACAAAUAAAUGAUAAUAAAGUCUGGCGAAAGGUGUGAUACAAUUCUGGGCGAUAUUUUGAAUCAUCUUAACAAACUGAGGAAUGUUUUACGUGAAACCUGACGAAAUAUUGAGAGCUUAAAAGCGGUGGUUUUUUUUUUUAAUAAAUUAAAUAACCAUUUUAUAGAUAUAAUUUAAUAUACAAAUAAAUCUAGGGAAGGGUUUUGUUAAUUUGUUUGUCUGUUUGUUUGUUUGUUCGUUUUACUUUUGUUUUAAUUUUUUCGGUAAUGAUGGGGAGGUUUCUAAAUUGAUAACCCUGUUAUAUAUGAUCGAUGUUUCGGAGGGUGUUUUGAAACAUCUCCAACCUAAAUUCAUUCCUUGGUAUGGCAUUGCGCAUCCUUACUGCAAAAGAUUCCAUGCACACUUAGUGCGUCCUGUACUAAGUGGUCGUGGCCUGCUAGAGAGAUUGAUCAUCACUUUAAUACAUAAUUGUAAUUUUUGCUUUGUCUGGUGGUGAAUUUGAGCAAUAGCUGCCUUGUUUGUAAAACGAAACGACGAAGUUUUUGGCUACGGUUAUAUUUUCCUUUGUGGUCAAAUUCUUUUGUUUCGACAUAUUUUACUUUGAAAAGGGGACUAAUCGUAAUCCCAUUGAGGUAGUUCUACUGGGUGAUAUUUUCCUCCGGAUGUUAUGAAUAUCGACUUAUGAUAAUCGGUUGAUGUAAUGUUUGCAUGAAUAUAAGAAUGGAUAUUAAGACAGUAAUUUGAAUUGAGCGGAUUGUUUUGACUUGGCUUUACUUCGUUCUGUGAUUGGUUCAGAAAACUCGCGUCAUACUCUCAACCAAUCAGAUGCAAAAUUAAAACCAUCGCGGCUGUGCACCGGGCUCUUCCCGCGCUCGAGCAGUUUGCUUCUUUAAACUCUGAAUUUUCAUUGGCUUAUGAGGAUGUUGACCUCUUUGUUGAUUGGUUGUUGCAAUAACGUUGAUUUUGGCCUUCAGACGCUCAGCGGAAACCUGAUCCAACACGCCUCUCGAUUAGCCUUUUAAACGUUGACCCCAUUUUGUUGUUGUGUUUGUUGAUGACAGGAUGCUGAACGCCCAGCGAGUCCAACAGACUCUGAAGGAAGACAUAGCAAGAAUGUUUCGUUUGAUGAGGAUGUCACUGUUAUUGAAGGUGACCAAGAUGGAGAGAGAGGCGAGGAAGGUGAAGAGGUAUGGCAGCGAAACGACUAGCUUGUCGUGUGUUAAGCCAAGUGCAUGAUCCUUCACAAAUUUCCUUUAAUGUCUUAAAUCGAUUCUCGAGGGCAGCUCGUUAUCCAAGACGUCCUUGAUAACCCUGAUAAUACAUUGUACGAUGUUCAUUUUUUUAGACUCCAGACGAAGUACCAGACGACGAAGAAACGCCAAACAAGCAGGGUCCAAGUACAAGUAUUGCUGAGCAGGAUGACGAGGAGGCUGAAGACGUCCCUGAGUCCCUGGAUCACGGACGGGAGAACGGAGUCACUAACCCAGCUGAGCAGGAGCAUCAAGAGGAUGACCAACCUGACAGGAAUGAUACUGUGAAGUCUCCAGAGCUUAGUGACAGCAGCAGCAGCAGUAGUAGUAGCAGUAGCAGUAGUGAAAGCAGCGACAGCGAGGAUGAAGGAAAACAAGGUAUAAUGGUUAGAAAAGAGUGAUAUCGUACUCUGUCGUACCAAUAACCAAUAAGACAUCAACAACAUGAUUGACAAGCUAAUUGUAAUCUAAUAGCUUGUCGGUAGUCGUUUGUCUACAAGUACUGUAAUCAAAUGUAAUCAAAGAUCCUGGAAGUGUGUAGUGCUUUGCACCUACGUAGGGAGCCAACUCCAACACCAUUUGGAGAUGUAAAGUAAUGGAAAGGUUGCUAAAAUUAAAAUGUCAGUCGACCAAGUAAAUAAGGUAAAAAAGCAAGGAAAUUUUGAGUAAUAUGUAUGCAAAUGUUUAUCUCACUCUAAGUUAACGCCGUAAACAUUUAGUAAUAAAAAUGUUCCAGCAUGCUGCAUUACCGUCAGAGGCAGGUGGCCAAAUUGGCGACUUUCUUAGCAUAUUUGGUCGCCAAGUUUCACUUGUUUUCUACUCACAAAACAGUCGCAUCUUAGAGCACUGCCAGCAUGUUGUUGUUGUUGUUGGUUUUUUUUUUUCCUUUCAAUUUUUCACCGUUAACUCUCUGUUUCUUGUUUCUUGUUUAUCGCCAGAGCGAGAUUCCAAAAAGAAUGGGAAACUGAAGUCAGGACCUGAUCAAGAUCCCGGAAGUGAUCCAGACUUAGUCUCAUCCGGUCAGUUACCGGAUCAGGCUUUGAAGGCAGUUGGCGUGCGGCCUGGUGCCAAGCACCAGGGUUCAGUCCGUUCUCUGCUGGAAGGGAAAGAGGAUGUUGACAUCGCUGGCGUUGAACUUGCCAAAGAACAGGUACAGUAUAGGCACGAUUGCAGGAAUUUGAGUGUUCUGACAUUUUCAUUUUUAUUCAAUUUUGACCCUUUAAUUCCCAGAAAUAAUUAACUUGUGACCUCUCCCCAAAAUAUCUAAACAUUAUCCAGCGAACAGGUAACGAGAAACUCAAACUUAUCAGAUGGAAAUUGUUGUAUUUAUCGUACACCAGAUACUUAUAACGAUUAACAAGGAAAUGAGUAGCAGGUAAAGGGGAGAAUUAACGAUCAAAUCUUAGGAGUUUAAGGGUUAAUGACCGUUUCGAACUAAGCCCUCUGAAAAAAAAGAACCUAACCGUAUAGGCCGGUUAUUUAGGCGAGGUCCUGCCUAAACCACAGUUUUACACAAGCAAUGGGCUUCUGGCGUUGUCUUUGAGGGAUUGAUUUGAUGUCAUAAGUGUCCUUCCCCUGUUAACUGUCGGCCCUCUUGUCACAGCUCACAAAAAUAAAUUUUAAGAUAAAAGGUUCGGCCAAGUUGAAGAUAGUUUAGAACGCGGUUUUGUCAAACAACGGUUAAACUUUGUUAGAUAAUCGGUCCUAGAACUUCAAGGUUAUGAAUUUUUUCCAAGGUAUUUAUUAUUUGUUUAAAACAGGUAAUCCCUUUAUUUUUGGAUCAAUUAUUUUUUUCCUACAUCACAGGUUGAAGAGCUCGCAAGUAUCAUCGACUCACGAGAGGAGCUUGGAUCAAUUAUUCUCAGAAAUGCUGCGCUAGAUGACAAUAUGCUAGAAAUACUGACUCCUUCUCUGAAGAAUAGGCUCGAUUUAAAGGUGCGUUCGUCAAUUUAUCACCCACAGCCGCGAGUAAAUGUUUUAUAUAGAAUGAUAUUAACUGGUGCGCUUGUUUGUUUGAUUGUUUUUAGAUGCUGAACCUAAGUGUGAAUACUUUCGGGCCAGAAGGUGCGAAACACUUGGCUGAAGUUGUCAGAGAGAACAAUUCAAUUAAGAUGCUACUGUGAGUACCUACUGAUUUUGAACUUAUCCUGUCUAUUUGUAACGGAUUCUUUAUGUCGUAUUGUUCAAAGAUGUUAUGGUACCGUUGUAUCAGCAUUUUGGUACAGUUGUAUCAGCAAAUCAGCUCGCCUAUUUUUAAAGAUAGAUCUCGAAGAUAUGUCAAAUUCGAAUCCCUCUCACUAGAGCGAGAAAAUCCGCUAAUAUCGGAUUCAUUGCUCUGUUUCAGGUUACAUGGAAAUAAGUUAAACGAUAAUGGAGUUGGGAUACUAGUCGACGCUAUUUUAGAAACCACAGGCACGGCAAUAAUGAACCUGGACAUAGGAGACUGUGGCAUCACGCAAGAUGGCGCCGAACAUAUCGCCAAACUGAUCGAGCAUAACCAGACGGUCUCGAUACUAACGAUCAGCGGUAACAACAUUGACUUGAAGGGUUGGAAGAGUAUUAGCAAGGCCUUGAUCACAAACAGCACUUUGGAAACAAUUUCUCUAGACUUCAAUAAUUUAGGUGACGAGGAAGCUGUUGUCUUGGCUGACGGUAUACGAGGAUGUAAAAGCCUCAGUUACAUUGACAUGGAGGGGAACAAAAUUGGUGACGAAGGAGCGCUAAAGCUUUUUGAAGCAGCAAAAGCCAAUAAGUCAGUUGUCGACCUUACGCUCCUGCCAAUGAAUCAGAUAUCAAAAGAAAUAUCUGAUGAAGUAAAGCAGUUCCUGACGGAAAGAGAAAACGAACGAAAGAAUAAUGCACAUCGGAAGGAAGAUGGUAAUGAACAACCUGUUGUGGCCGAAGGAGAAGAUCAACAUGAACGCGAAGAGAGUGCACAGGAACGUGAAGGAGAGAAUGAACGAGAACGCGAAGAGAGUGCACAGGAACGUGAAGGAGAGAAUGAACGAGAACGUGAAGGUGAGGGAGACAAACGAGAAGACGAGGAAGACGAAAAAGGAGGCGAAGGAGACAAAGAUGAGGGCGUGGAAGAGGAAGACAAAACAGACGGUGAGGAGGAAAAACAAAAGGGCGAGGAGGAGCAAGCUGAGUCGGGUGAAAUACACGCGGAACAAGGAGAAGGAGAGAACCACGACAAAGGAGAACAACAACCAGGUGGAGAUGAACUUAAAGAAAGUGAUCAUUCUGCUCCUGAAGUUGAGGAGGCGGCAGGCAAAGGGAAUCCUGAGGAACCAGAGUCUGCUGCACCUGAAGAGGAGGCUGACCAACCGUCGGGUGAACUGCCUGCUGGAGAACAUGAUAUAACGAAGGAGAAUGAUAAUGAGCAACAGAACGAGCCUGGAGAAAGUUCUGUAAAGGAAACGUCCCGGGAAGAUCCCCCAGAACAGGAACCACCUGAGGGAGAGAAAGACGACCCUACCCCUCAAGAUCCAAGAGAAUCACUCGAUCACAGUACGAAUGACGAGGAGACGCCCAAGGAAGACUCGUCCACCGAGCGAAAUGGCAAAGAUCAGGAAGAAUCGGGGAAAGAUAACGAAGAAGAUAAAGAACCAGCUGCAGAUUCUGUGUAGAGUUUUUACUCGUAUGCAUAGCAGAGGAAAAUUCAUCUGUCGUCAACGUGCAACUCGUGUCCGUCCUGAGCCAUUCGUGCUCCGCAUUUAUGUUGUCUUGUCUAUGCGAUGUCUGUCGACCUUCGCACAUUUUUAUUUUAAAGGCUUCACCACCUUGUCCAUCAUUUUUCAGUAGUCAAACAAAACGACCCCAAAGAACGCGAUUAAGCUCCAUUUACUUACAUUUUCAUUUUUAGUAUAAACAAAUAAGCUUAUAAUGUAAGUUUAGGUGUAGAUUGGGCCAUUGUUUUUAGUUUUAUUUACUUUGUUGAGAGUUUAUUCCCUUCCCCCUCCCCCCACCCGUUCAUAUUGUUAAUGAUCAUUAAUGAUUCACAAUUAAUUACCUUAAGACUGUCGUAUGACGAACCGUAGGACAGUGAAAUAAUUUAAGUGCGGCUCUUUCGUGCUUGGGUAGAAAAGUCUACAGUUAAUUGGGCUGAAAAGAAUCCCGUUGGUGUGAUGAUGAUAUUUUAUAGACAAUAUCAAUUUAAAAUGUAAAUGUUUUUUGGAAGAUGUCACAUAAUAUUUUUAUAAGUGAUUACUGACAAAGGUUUGGGAGAGUCGAAGGAUCAAAGUAUAAUCAGUGUCAGACUGUUAUCUCAGUGGCUUUCCAGUCCGUAUACGAAAAGGAAACAAACCAACAAAUUGUACAUAAAACAUUUCAAUUAACUUGA